UGAAUAUACGGCUAGUCGGCUUAUGGGCUUGGCUCCCGUGAGCUGGAAGCGCCACCCUUUCUUUUCCACCUCGACUCUCGUCAACCCCAACCUUUUGCUGAUACAUACAUUCUGUGAGACCUCAGUAACGCCCUGGCUCGUGCCCCCUUUCACGCCGCUACGCUCAGCCCUUCUCGCCCUUCCCUCUAGCCUUCCUUCUUGGUUAUUUAGCAUGGUCGCAUAGCCCGUGUAUUUCCUCAUUCCCGCAGUCAUCCACCCGCUCGCUCGCUAGUCCACCCUUUUGCUCCACGCUUGAUUGUCAUAGACAGUCCCCGCUACUCCGAUGGCAGCAGAGAAGCGCCCUUCCACCGACGGCCUCGUCGACAACAUCGAUGGCCCCCGAGAAUCCACCGAGCUCGAUGAGCUGCCCAAGUACGAGACACCGGCUGAGGAGCCUGCGCCGAUAACACUCAAAGAAAAAAUCAUCACUUGCUUAUGCGUCGCCCUCAAUACCUUCUCUACCCUGGGCCUCAUCUUUUUCACCAAACUUGUACUCAGCGAUGCGCAACUUGCAUCGUGCCAAAUCAUGGUUGUCAUGUGGCACUUUAUAACUACUGCUGUCGUCCUUUUCAUCGCCUCAAGGGCACCUUUCCGCCUCUUCAAACCCGUCCGCCUGAAUCCCUGGCACAUGGUUCCCGUAUGCGCCUUCUUCGCCGGCUACGUGAUUCUCGGCAAUCUCAGUUUGACCUACAACGACAUCAGCUUCUACCAACUUGCCAAGGUCAUGACUACACCUACCGUUGUCUUGAUCAACUUUGUACUCUUCCGAAAGACGGUAACCAGAUGGAUGCUUGCCGCCAUCCUGACAACAUGCGCAGGCGUAUCGUUGACCAUGGUCAAAGCCGUAGACAAGGAAGACAAGACACGACUACUCGGAGUCAUCAUUGCAGUACUCGCAUUCUGCUCGACCGCCUUAUAUCAGAUCUGGAUUGGCAAGAAGAUUGAGGAUUUUGGUGUUAGCGGCCCCCAACUGCUCCUGAACCAGGCACCCAUCGCUGUUGUCAUGCUCAUCCCCUUCGUACCAUUCCUGGACACAAUACCAGAUAUCAGCACCAUCCCCACCAAAAACCUAUGGGCCGUGCUCGGAUCCGGCAUCAUGGCCUCCAUGGUCAAUCUUUCGCAGUUCCUCAUUAUUGGCCGAACCUCAGCUCUGACGUUCAACAUUGUCAGCCAUAUCAAGACGAUAUUGAUCUUGUCGAUUGGAUGGUACAGCGAGAAGAAGAUUUUGACCGGGAAAGAGUGGCUGGGCGUCUUGCUGGCGCUCGGCGGUGCGUGGGUAUACUCGCAUCUGGCCAUGAAGGCGAAACAGCAGAAAUAA
Molecule: messenger RNA, 1357 nt
Organism: Periconia digitata
Lineage: Eukaryota; Fungi; Ascomycota; Dothideomycetes; Pleosporales; Periconiaceae
Source: the annotation of a GenBank genome assembly